Messenger RNA from Marmota monax (woodchuck), 3690 nucleotides. RefSeq names its product REX4 homolog, 3'-5' exonuclease (gene Rexo4). The record is from RefSeq and is a predicted model, not a curated record. Gene Ontology annotation, cellular component: nucleus. Gene Ontology annotation, molecular function: 3'-5' exonuclease activity; nucleic acid binding. The transcript has 8 exons. Gene Ontology annotation, biological process: DNA catabolic process; rRNA processing. Lineage: Eukaryota; Metazoa; Chordata; Mammalia; Rodentia; Sciuridae. Bases 454 to 1815 code for a protein of 453 amino acids.
ACCCGUGAGCGCGGACCCGCUCGGGCUUCCCCGCGUCCUGUGCAACGCUCGCCCGCCCCCUUCCGGCCGCUCCGGCGCGGUGCUGCGCGAGGACGGGCCCUCCCAUCCCUUCCGGUGUUCGCGUUUCUCAACUCCACCCCGGAUAUCAGUGGGACCCCAGGCUCAAACCCUGGGUGGCUGACCCCCGGCGCCGCUCGCCAGGGCGCCGGCCCUAUUUCCGAGCAAGAGAAUGGUCCCUCCCCGCUCCCGGCCGUGCGGAACCAAAGGCGUACACCCGGUUUCCAGCGAGUCGCUAAGGGAAGAGCACUUCCAGGCGCUGGAGCGCGCUGCGGAGGCCCGCCGGUCGUGUGCUGCCGCUUUCGGGGUCGUUCGCCGUCCUCUUCCGGGGCGGGGCCCGCACCCCGUGGCCUGGAGCUCGCUGCGCAGCUGCAGCGGCGCGCGGGACGUACUGGGAUGAAGGCGAAGGCGAAGGCGCCGGCCUCCGAGCGCGCCGCGAGCAUCCUCGCCGCUCAGCCGGGGGCUGUCGGGAAGCUCGCGCGGAAGAGAAGCAAGAAGAGGUUCUGGAAGAGCAAAGCGCGAGAAGGAAGCAGCACGCCGGGAAGCGUCCCCAGAGUGGCCGUGGGGCGGCCUCCCAAGGCCCCCGAAGACUUUUCUCAAAACUGGAAGGCGCUGAGGGAGCUGCUGAAGCAAACAUCACAAACCCCAGAAAAGCCUGUUGUCUCUCAGACGGAUCCAAAAAAGCAGCCUCACCUUAACCAACAGAACAGAAAAGAGACCUCAGCUAAAGUCAAGGGAGAGGAGAUGCCAACAAAAAAAGACCAGGAGGCCACAGGGGGCUCUGUUCCCUCUGGAUCUAGGAAGGAAAGGAUCGUGCCAGUACCUCCCGCAGAGGCCAAGGGAGCAGAGCAUAAGAAAGGAGCCAAGAAAAGGACAAAUGGUGAUGUUUCUUUGAAACAAGGGAACAUCAAGCAUAAGAAGCGGAAAGCUAAGGAAGCAGCCGUGGCCUCAGCUCCAGCCCUGCCCACUGAGGAAGACAUCUGGUUUGAUGAUGUUGAUCCAGCAGAUAUCGAAGCUGCUAUAGGCCCAGAGGCAGCCAGGAUAGCGAGGAGGCAGCUGGGCCAGAGGGAGAGCAGCAGCACCCUGGUGAAGGAGCAGGCCUUCCACGGCCUGACAAGAGCCUUGGCCCUGGAUUGUGAGAUGGUGGGCGUGGGCCCCAAGGGGGAGGAGAGCAUCGUGGCCCGCGUGUCCCUCGUGAACCAGUAUGGGAAGUGCGUUUAUGACAAGUACGUGAAGCCCACCGAGCCCGUGACAGACUACAGGACAGCGGUCAGUGGGAUUCGGCCCGAGGAGCUCAAGCAGGGAGAAGAGCUUGAGGUUGUGCAGAGGGAAGUGGCAGAAAUGCUCAAGGGCAGAAUCCUGGUGGGGCACGCGCUUCACAAUGAUUUAAAGGUGCUGUUUCUUGAUCAUCCAAAAAAGAAAAUCCGGGACACCCAGAAAUACAAACCUUUCAAGAGUCAAGUAAAGAGUGGGAGGCCAUCUCUGAAACUACUUUCUGAGAAAAUCCUGGGCAUCAGGGUCCAGCAGGCAGAGCACUGUUCGGUCCUGGCUCCCACUGGUCUGAGAACUGAUUGUCCACCAUUCUGUAAGACCCACAGUGAGGCCUCACUCGUGUUUACUUCAUACGCACAGCCCAUGUGCUUCUCUCCCCAGCCCCUCCCACAGGGGCCUUGGAGCCUGAAGCCGUACCACUGGCAGCUUGAAGGCUGGACCUAUGGUGCAGCAGCCCAUGCUGGCCAUCCAGAGGCUAUGCCAUGACAGGCAGCCUCACCCGUCCUCCAGGUGUCUUAUCUGCUUCUUCUGUUGCACUUUAGAGCCACCCUGCCCAGGCCAUAGCAUAUCAUGCAGCUGUGCAUUGUGGGGUGAGUCACUCAAGGCGGCAGGGAAGGGCCCUGCUCCCCUCCCUCAGCCAGGGAAGGUGCCAUCCUACUGGGUCCAGAUCUUGCCCAAGGGUGCUGGUACCCGGGCAGCUGGCCACCCCUAGGAAGAGGACUGUCACCUGUGGAUGAUGCUCAGCUGGUGCAAGUACUCCAGAGCGUCCAACAUCUGACCCAGGAUCUCCUGCAUCCACUGGGGAAAAAGCAAGAGAUGCCAGCAAGGGGAGGGGCCUGGAACUUCCUGAGUGGGAUUCCAUGCAGCUACUGUUAGGCAGGCGCCAGCUCAGCAGUCAGCAGGACAGGGGCACACUGCAGACCCCAGUGCCCAGGGGCUUUGACCCUAUGCCCUGCCUCCAGCAGCCACCUGUGGCCCGUUGCCCCACGCCUGCUCGAGCUCUUGGCAUGCGGCCCUUGUGGGUAUCUGACAUGUUAAAGCCUGCAAUGCCUGCUUGGGCCUUGCCCCUUCAUGUUCCAUUAGAGUGAAAAGAGCCCUGAAAGAGAACAUUCUAGAAGCAUUCUGUGUAAGAAACAAGCUGCAUCUAGUGUCCAGGGCAGUGAUUUUUCAAACUGUGUUCCUAGGACCCCUGGCUUCCACACUGGUGCCUUAGGCCACCCCAGGGUGUCAGGGGCUGGGCUGCAGGGCCCUAGCUUCCUCCUAGCCCUGGAAGAGCGGCAACAUCUAUGUUCCAAAGGGCCCCACUGCACACACGUACAAAGCCACCAUGGAGUCUGCCUCAGAGGCCAGGUCACCAGAGGAGCUGGGUACCCCUGAGCCCCGUGGAGAGAUGGCACCAAGCAGAGGAGUACUUUGAGGAAAGCAGAAUGCAUCUAGGCUGGCCCAGACCCAAAGGUGAAAGUGAGAAGUGACCAAGCUUCGAGAAGGAAACAGGAGGUGGGAGGAAGGCUGCCUAAGCCAGGGCUCAAGAGACACUGGCCAGAAGGGAUGACACUGAUGCACCAGACUUCAUUAUGAUGAGGACCUUUGCUGGCCGCAAGACACUGCUAAGAAGGGGAACUGGCAAGCCAUGGACUGGGAGGAGAUCUCUGGAUACCCUGUCCAGAUUAAAAAAUAAACAAACUACAAAUCAUUAGGAAAAAGACCCUGUAAGUGUUGAAAUGAGCAAAAGUACUUGAAGAGAUUCCAUGCCCAGACUGUCCUCACCACAAUCACUCUGCAGGCCAGCCAUAAUGGAAACUCACUCCCAGCCUCCACAGCAACCCCGAGCCGACUGGAACCUCGCGGUGCAGUAGAGCAGCCUCACCCUGGGAACCACCUGCACCACCCUCCCAGGGCCCACACCAGCUUUUCAGACAAUUCCACUCCUCCACAGCAGCCUGACUUAAAAUGGCCCAAGCCAGAAGCCACCAAAGACCCAUCACUGCUUCAAAGGUGACCAGAGGAGCACCGGAGGGCGCAGAGGGAUCUGGUAGGCCCGAGGAGGAGGGAUGAGCAAGGUUGGCUCCCCAGCCAAGCCCUUUGGAGUGAACUUCAGGAGUUGCAUGAUGACAGUCUCCGGAGGCAGGUGGUGGCUGUGGACCUCUGGUUUUGGGAACAGCUCUGGCCUCCUCUGGAGGCUAGAGGCAGGUGUGUGUAAAGUGUCAAGAUGUGGACUUGAGGGGCUGGGGAUGUGGCUCAAGCGGCAGCGCACUCGCGUGGCAUGUGUGCGGCCCGGGUUCGAUCCUCAGCACCACAUACAAACAAAGAUGUUGUGUCUGCUGAAAGCUAAAAAAUAAAUAUUAAAAAUUCUCUCUCUCU